AUGAACGUGACUCUCGCCGUGAAGCAGUACAUCUCCAAGAUGAUCGAAAGCAGCGGGCCCGGGAUGAAGGUCCUGCUGAUGGACAAGGAGACGGUAAGACACCGGGGAGAGGGGGGUUCUGGUCACCGUCUAUUACAGUUGGUUAUUACCGUUAAUUAGUCCCUCUGCUGCAGUCUGCCUGACUCUGGGACAACAUUUGACUGUCAGACUCCAGAACCUGGUCUGCUGAGUUCACUAAGGUCCACAGAGGGUUGGUGUAAAAAGAGCUGAGGACUCAACUUAACUUUAUUUAUUUAUAGAGCCAUUUAAAUACAACCAAAGAUGACAGAAAGUGCUGUACAUAAUAAUAAUAAUAAUAAUAAUACUAAUGAUAAUAACAACUUUAUUUUUAUAUCACUUUUAAAAACACAAGUUUACAAAGCAAGGGCGUGGGUUUGGUCUCAACAUUUGGUAGGGAUAAUAUAACAGCAUAACCUGCAUGUACAUUUUUUGCUGGGGACGUCCCAGUCUCAAUUUACAGCUUUUGUCUUUCAUCAAUUUUGCUUUUUUGUUUUUUUUGAUUGUCAACACUUUUCUGUUAAACACAGACUGGGACUGGGGGGGUCUGGUCAUCAGCCAAUCAAACAUGCUUUUGAGGGAAAAAAAUGGACCGGCAAAUUCAACAAGUGAAAAGGGGUAAAUGUAAGUCAGAACAUAAUGGAAAUAAUUUACUAAAUAAUGGUAGGGUCGAUUCUAUCCUUACAAAAUAUGGGAAGACAAUCUAAAUUACCUAUAUAACAGCACUCAUUAUAUAAUGCAAAUAAGGUUGCUUAAAAGUUGGUGGGGACAAUUUGAGCAUCCUGGAAAGUUGGUAGUGUUAUGUCCCUACUGUCCCUAUGCAAACCUACGCCCUUGUUACAAAGUUCUUUGACAAACAGUUGCAAAGCACAGAACAUGAAAAUAAAAAAAUGAAGCUCAGUUAAAAACAAGGCCUCUGAAUUGAAGGCUAAUUUCAUUUUUCAUAAGAAACCCAGACAAUACAAGAACCCUACAACAUAAAAUGAGAGCAUGAGGACUAAAAUAAAAACAUAAAAUAGGUUAGAAAAAGAAAUGUAAUAAAAAAGGGGGUAGAAAGUAGGAAACAUAAUGGUAAAUAUAAAAGAGGAUAUUAAUAAUGAUAAAAUCAUAAAAUAAUAAUGAUGGUAAUAGUUAUGAUAAAAUGGAAUAACAAAAAUGAGCAGGAAAAAACAACAAAAUGAAUGAAAGGCUCAAAAGGUUAAUUAAGAAAAGAUUUAAAGUAAAUCAAAAGCUAAAAGACAGGAAGUUGAAAUAAGAUAAAAGAAGUAAAAGAGAGAAAAGUGAAAAGACGGCAUCACAUAAAAGCGAGUCUGUAAAAGUGAGUUUUCAAUUUGACUUAAAAGAAGCAACUGUCUCUGCACUCAUAAUAACACAAAAACAUAAAACAAUAAAUAUUUGUUUUAAAAUAUAAUAAAAAGCAAUAAAACAAAUGCCAUCUCAUGCUGGGUCAAAAGCCAAGGAGUAAAAGUGGGUUUUUAGACAUGUUUUAAAAAUGGACAGUGACCAUCGACGAAUGGAUUGAAACUGUUCAUGAGAUUUAUGUUAUGGAGAAGAUUUCUUUUUCCCCUCAAAGUUAAGGUAGAUUUUUUUAAAUAAAAUCUGGUCCACAUGGACCGAGUAUGUGAAACCACUCAGACCUGGUUUUAUUCGACCACACUUGUGCUUUGUCUAAACCUACCCUCUUUUAUACUUCAUUUUAUUUUAAAUUUUUUGAAUGAAGGGUGUGGCCCCGGGCUCUGUAGGUUCUGUAGUUUUUGUGUUGUUGUUUGCACCUGAAAGGUUUGGGUCUGUGGAAAAAGCUUUAGAAGGGCACUAUGGACAACAUUACUUUGUCCUAACUGAAUUAAUGUAAGUGUGUCAUGAUAUUUGUAAUGUAGUUGUGCCUUUCUGAAUAAAAAGUUAAUUAAAAAAAAAAGUGAGGGAGCUUGUCUAAUGUGGAGAGGUAGGUCAUUCCAUAACGUAGGAGCAGCAACAGAAAAAGCUCUGUCUCCUCUGAGCCUCCGCUUAGACCUUGGUACCUGCAGGAGCAGCUGGUCAGCUGACCUGAGAGCGUAGGGGUGAAGCAGCUCAGAGAGGUAUGAUAGGAUCAGACCAUUUAAGGUUUUAAAAACUAAUAAAAGAAUCUGAAAAUGAACUCUAAAAUGGGAGUGAUGUGCUCCUUCUUACGGAUUCCAGUUAAAAGACGAGCGGCUGUAUUCUGGACCAACUGGAGACGUGCGAGCAAAGACUGACUGACUAAAGAGCGUUACAGUAAUCCAGCCGAGACGUGAUGAAGACGUGGACUACUGUCUCAAAAAGAAGUGACUUCACCUUUACCAGCUGCCUAAGGUGGAAAAAGCUGAACUUAAUAACUGCGCUGAUCUGUUGGUCCAGUUUAAGAUGACUGUGCACCAUGAAACUUAGGUUAUAUCAAACUGGUGAUCAAACUCAAAUGAUCAGAUAAUAUUGAUCAGAUGGUUUGUCUUUUACACAGCUUCCUGUCUCUCACUGACCAUAGACCAUGUUAUCUGGACUCAGUUAUGACUAAAACUAAUUACAAUUAAACUGUGUGUGUGUGUGUGUGUGUGUGUGUGUGUUUAGACCAGCAUUGUGAGCGUGGUCUACACACAGUCCGAGAUCCUGCAGAAGGAGGUCUACCUGUUUGAGCGGAUCGACUCUCAGAACAGAGACAACAUGAAGCACCUGAAGGCCAUCUGCUUCCUCAGACCUACUAAGGUAAAUCACACCUGUCACACCUGUCUGCAUCAUCAUGACGUCAUCAUGUCUGAUAACAAACAGCGACAGCGAGAACUCGUGUGUUCGUUUUGUGCAGGAGAAUGUGGAGCACCUGAUCCAGGAGCUGAGGAGACCCAAGUACAGCGUCUACUUCAUCUGUAAGUGACCCCGAACCUCUGCACCUCUCACUCAGUCUGUUUACAUGCACAGUUUAAUCGGACUAAGCUCAUAAGCUGCACUGUUUCUGACCCCAUACAACCAUCAACAACAACAGCAGGUCUGUGCCAGACGUCAGAAGUGUCUACAACUGCUGCUGGGCAUUUUGGAGAAACAAGAAGAUGGAGGAUCGUACAGCGUUGUUUUUGUCCUACAUGAUGGACGCGCUACUUUUUCUGUAUGCUACUCCUCUUCUCUGCUGUUUUUGUUCCGGGGUUACAGGGGCAAGGUGCCCCGAGUGUCAUGAAAACAGACUGAGUGUCACUCAUCUUUGAUAGGCCCCACCCCCAUGUACUUUGAUUGGCUAGUUGCUGUCACCCUGUCAAAAACAAUACAGUAAGGUUCGCGAUAUUUUUUUUUCAUACGAUGGCAGGGGAAGGUCCCGCCUCCUUCGCCUCUGAUUGGUUGGAAAAGCUGGAAACGUCUUCACACGCUCAAGCCGAGUGCGGGCUGUCGGCUCUGUACAUCGACCAUCACUAACCAUAACCCUAACCGGACAGAUGAUGAUGUUGCACAGCCAUAAGCAAUAACCAAUACAAAAAAAAAUUCACGUAAAGUUCUGUGUGUGAAAACUGAGGACUGGACUUGAUCUGGAUCUUUCUGUAGAUAGACUCUGUGAACACACAGACAGGAAACACAUCCUGUGACUUCAGUGUGUUCGGCAUGACGUCACCAUGUUUGAUGUGACGUUGGCCUGUUUUACCUGCGGUCAUUCACGUCACCGUCCUGCUGAUCUCAUCUUCCUGUCGGUGUGUUUCAGACUUCAGUAACGUGAUCAGUAAGAGUGAGAUCAAAGCUCUGGCGGAGGCAGAUGAACAGGAAGUGGUGGCGGAGGUCCAGGUGAGUCUGUGCUGUUUCCUGCAGUCUGUCUUCUGUCCAGCAGGAGGCGUCAGAGAGUCAAACCUGAAGGUUUUCUGUUUGUCUGCAGGAGUUUUACGGAGACUUCAUCGCCGUCAAUCCUCACCUGUUCUCCCUCAACCUGCAGGGCGUGGCCAGGGUGAGAAACACACACACACACACACAUACACACAUACACUUGCUGUAGAAGUGCUGAACCUAAGUGUGUGUGUGUGUGUGUGUGUGUGUGUGUGUGUGUGUGUUUUAGGGGCGGAGCUGGGAGCCCUCCAUGUUGUCUCGCUGCACUCAGGGUCUGACCUCCGUCCUCCUCGCUCUUAAGAAAUGUCCGAUGAUCCGUUACCAGCUGUCCUCCGACAUGUCCAAACGCCUCGCAGAGAGCGUCAAGGUAUCCAUGGCAACAGACUCUCUCCAAAUGACCUUACAUCAAUAAAAUAAAAACAAACACGUCAACCUCUUACCUCUAACAUAUUAAUCUGUCCGUCAGCAAAUCAUCACGAAGGAGUACGAGCUCUUUGACUUCAGGAAGACAGAGGUUCCUCCUCUGCUGCUCAUUCUCGACCGCAGCGAUGAUGCCAUCACGCCUCUGCUCAACCAGGUGACCAUCACAGCACUCAACAAUGUGACAUCAUCAGGGUUUGACCAUAAACAGAACUUCCUCUAACGGUCUCUUUUGUCACUUGAGGGACAUUUCCUGAUUCUGUCCACUUCUGUCCCUUGUCCUAUUCUGACCUCUUCUGUUCUUCUGUCCUCUUCUGUGCUUCAUCAUUCUGUCCCUUGUCAGGGUGUGUCCGGGUCCUGCACUGGUCAAUGACAGAGAAUUGUUGUUUUUAACCUGAAGUUUUAUCUGUGGUCCUAUGGGGUUUUCUUUAUGUUUUUUAACUAGUAAUCACAGCUCUUAUAAUCGGAUGCCACAAUAAGGAGUUAUGGACGGAUCUCGCUAGACUUCUCAAUACGGAAGUCUAGCGGCCUGUUUGUGCUGGUGUUUGUGGUCACCUCUCAGGCUACAACAUCCCGUUUUAGUGUUCUUAAUCGUUUUAUUUUUAUUUUAUUUUUAUUUUAUCUAUUUAUUUAUUGUCAUUGGAUUUUAUUGCCUUGUGGACUACCAAGGACCUGGACUAAUUUUAAUACUCAUACUUUUUAUCUGAGCUACCAUGGCUGACGGCAAACCUGAGUGUGUGUCUUGCUCACUUACCAUCUUGAAGUUGAGGUAAAGCAUUGCCUCGCUGAAAGCGGAGGUAAUGGAGAAAAAUAAGCUCAUUUUGGCGUUCUCUGCUGUAGCCACGACCCAGGCCAAACACCUCACUGUCAUGAGCGCCUCCAGUCACUGCUUCCCCAACGCGGCCUGCCUCUCCCGCCGCCCAGCUCCAGCAGCAGCUCCAGGAAUGGUCUCUGGUCUUACUGUUCCAUGGUUCGGAUCCAUUAUCAUGGGUGUCUUGGAGCCCAAAGCUGCUUUAGCCCUGCCAGAAGAUCCAUGGGUUCUCUGGGGAGCUAAGCCAAAACCAACAACAGGGCCCGCUCCCUCACCUGUGCCCGCGGAGACGCAGGUGCACGCUGAUGGAGGAGUGGAGGCUCCGGUGACCUCCACUCCAUGUCAGCUGGAGCUCUGGUCCAUUGCGUGCAGGGAUGAACACCAUGCAGUACCUCCUUCAACCCUCUCAUCACCUCCGACCAUCCCACUGACCAACAGGUUUGAUGUCCUGAGCAAGAAGGAUUUCCUCCCUCUGGGCGAGAAUGCCCAACAGCAGCAAGCGACAAAACCAUCCUCCGUCUGCCGCAAGCUGCUGAAGGAGGCUGUCUCGCGGAGGAGCUCCGGGGGUAACACCAACCCUGUGACAACUGGACCCUCCGCUGCUGGUGAAAGGUGCUUCUCGGUACUACAGAGCACCCUGAAGCACCCUCCUUUCUCCCGGGCGCUCCACAGAGGUCUCCCUCAUCUCAAGGCCGUCCUGGACGACUCGGGCAGGAUAAGCGCAACAGGGGCGUAGCACACCCUUCCCUGGCAGCUAGACAACCGGCCCAAACGGCGGAUCCUCGGGUGAGUCCUCUGUCUCGCUCCUCUGGUGGUGAUGUGCGUCCUGUUCCUCUGUCCUUGUUGUCAGAUCAUUGAUGGUCCGCCACGUGAGGAUUAACGGGUGAAUUGACAGUGUUCUCGGGGAAACGGUGCGUAAUCUCUGGUCUGUUUCCCUCCCCCUGCUUUGGUGACAUUAAAUUCUCACGUUCACGACAACUUUAUAUCUGGCUUAAGGACUACUGCUGCAACAGGGCCAUUCCAUACGUGGACAACUUCACAUCAUUUUAUACAAGAACUGAUCUCUUUAAACAUGAUCAACUCCAUCCAAAUUACACCGGAACCUGUCUUUUAUCAUUGAACAUCGAUCUUACUCUGCGCUCCUGCAAGGCUUUUUCAGCAUGACAGUCCAAGCACAAUUCCAUGACAUGCCCCACCUACCCUAUUCCUGUCAUCAGCACAGAAAACAUUCCAGUCACUCAAAACCACCCUCAGGCAUAAAUCUGCACAAUCUCAAAUUUAUAAAUUUACAUAACCUCCCUGCUGAUCCCCCCAAACCUCCACAGAACACACUGAAAAUGGCACUUUUAAAUGUAAGAUCUCGUUUAAACAAGUCUUUUCUGAUAAACGACCUUAUUACCUCCGCCAAGGAGGUUAUGUUUUCGGUAGCGUUUGUUUGUUUGUUUGUCUGUUUGUCUGUUAGCAACUUUACAGAAAAAGUUACAGACGAAUUGACCUGAAAUUUUCACCAGAGGUGCGUCUCAGCCCCACGAGGAUCCCAUUACAUUUUGGUGGUGAUCCGGAUCGCCUUCUGGAUCCAGGAAUUUUUUUGAAGGAUUCUUUUUUUGAAGGCCAAAUUCGGGAAUUUUUGCAUUUAACUCUAUAAAAAUGGUCAGAGUCUUUAGUAAAAAAUUACACAAAAGGAUCUCAAUGAGUUUUAUGAGGUGUCAAAGGUUGAUCCUGAUCCAGACAAAAUUCCGGAUACUGUGAUCCAGAACACACAAAAAUAAGGGUGUCGUUGGAAUUUUCAAUGCUGAAAGAUAACGGCACAGUGGUGUAGAUGGGCGGCACAGUGGUGUAGUGGUUAGCACUGUCGCCUCACAGCAAGAAGGUCCUGGGUUGGAUUCUGGGUCAGGGCAUUUCUUGUUUUAGGAACAUUAUGAACAGUGAACAUUCCAGUUUAAACACAAAUAAAAGUUAAUAAAAGACACGUAACAGGAAAAGUUUUGGUGUGAAUCACAAUAUAAGGGGGGACAUGAGCUGCUUGGCGGAGGUCUGCGCUCUCCGAGUGCUUUUCUAGUUUUAGAUAAUAAAAUUGAUUUUAUGUUUUUAACUGAAACAUGGCUUAGCACCGAUGGACCUAUGACACUGAUAGAGGCCUCCCCACCAAAUUAUAAAUUUUUAUAUUCUUUAGGACAAGGUAAAAAAGGUGGGGGGCUCUCCGAGUGCUUUUCUAGUUUUAGAUAAUAAAAUUGAUUUUAUGUUUUUAACUGAAACAUGGCUUAGCACCGAUGGACCUAUGACACUGAUAGAGGCCUCCCCACCAAAUUAUAAAGUUUUAUCACUGAGUUUUCAGAGCUGUUCGCAUCUAUCCACGCAAGGUUUGAAAGAGUUAUUUUUUUAGGUGAUUUCAAUCUGCAUGUUGACAAUCAAUUGGACUCUUUUAGCACAGCAUGGUUUAAAAACAUUUUAUUUGAUGAUUUUUUAUCAUUUGAACACCACUCCUUUGUUUUUAACAGUCCCCCAAUACUUUGUUUAGCUAUAUACAGACCACCUAAGUGUUGCACAAGUUUUAUCACUGAGUUUUCAGAGCUGUUCGCAUCUAUCCACGCAAGGUUUGAAAGAGUUAUUUUUUUAGGUGAUUUCAAUCUGCAUGUUGACCAAUGAAAACCAAGAAAUUAUCAAGAAAACCAAAGCCUCCCUGGAAAAAAAAAUACAUAACCAAUCUAAAAAGAAACUGCAGAAAAGCAGAACGGAGGUGAUGAAAGGAAAAGUUGAAUGUUCAUUAUGAGAUUUUCAGAGAACAACUGCACAUCUACACUCACCGGCCACUUUAUUAGGUACACCUGUCCAACUGCUCGUUAACACUUAAUUUCUAAUCAGCCAAUCACAUGGCGGCAACUUAGUGCAUUUAGGCAUGUAGACAUGGUCAAGACAAUCUCCUGCAGUUCAAACCGAGCAUCAGUAUGGGGAAGAAAGGUGAUUUGAGUGACUUUGAACGUGGCAUGGUUGUUGGUGCCAGAAGGGCUGGUCUGAGUAUUUCAGAAACUGCUGAUCUACUGGGAUUUUCACGCACAACCAUCUCUAGGGUUUACAGAGAAUGGUCCGAAAAAGAAAAAAUAUCCAGUGAGCGGCAGUUCUGUGGGCGGAAAUGCCUUGUUGAUGCCAGAGGUCAGAGGAGAAUGGCCAGACUGGUUCGAGCUGAUAGAAAGGCAACAGUGACUCAAAUAACCACCCGUUACAACCAAGGUAGGCAGAAGAGCAUCUCUGAACGCACAGUACGUCGAACUUUGAGGCAGAUGGGCUACAGCAGCAGAAGACCACACCGGGUGCCACUCCUUUCAGCUAAGAACAGGAAACUGAGGCUACAAUUUGCACAAGCUCAUCGAAAUUGGGCAAUAGAAGAUUGGAAAAACGUUGCCUGGUCUGAUGAGUCUCGAUUUCUGCUGCGACAUUCGGAUGGUAGGGUCAGAAUUUGGCGUCAACAACAUGAAAGCAUGGAUCCAUCCUGCCUUGUAUCAACGGUUCAGGCUGGUGGUGGUGGUGUCAUGGUGUGGGGAAUAUUUUCUUGGCACUCUUUGGGCCCCUUGGUACCAAUUGAGCAUCGUUGCAACGCCACAGCCUACCUGAGUAUUGUUGCUGACCAUGUCCAUCCCUUUAUGACCACAAUGUACCCAACUUCUGAUGGCUACUUUCAGCAGGAUAAUGCGCCAUGUCAUAAAGCUGGAAUCAUCUCAGACUGGUUUCUUGAACAUGACAAUGAGUUCACUGUACUCAAAUGGCCUCCACAGUCACCAGAUCUCAAUCCAAUAGAGCAUCUUUGGGAUGUGGUGGAACGGGAGAUUCGCAUCAUGGAUGUGCAGCCGACAAAUCUGCGGCAACUGUGUGAUGCCAUCAUGUCAAUAUGGACCAAGCUCUCUGAGGAAUGCUUCCAGCACCUUGUUGAAUCUAUGCCACGAAGAAUUGAGGCAGUUCUGAAGGCAAAAGGGGGUCCAACCCGUUACUAGCAUGGUGUACCUAAUAAAGUGGCCGGUGAGUGUACAGUAAUGCAAUCGAACAGGCCAGAUGAGACCACUUUUCAAAAUUGAUAAAUGAAAUUCAAAAUAACCCACAGGAGCUUUUUUCAACUAUAGACCAUUUAAUUAACCCUGUUUUUAACCAACCUUAUAAUUCGAACCUGUCAUGUGACGACCUUGCAGUCCACUUCAGCAGUAAAAUAAGUUUUAUCAGAUCAAACCUUUUACUUUCUCAGCGUUUUAGUUUUUAUCCAUCAGAACCUUUGCUUUUAUAUAAGGAGACACUGGAGAGUUUUGUCCUGGUUGAUGCCAAGAUGCUUGAAAAAGCUUUUAAACAACUCAAAACAACUACCUGUCUUUUAGACCCUAUCCCAGCAUCCCUUUUUAAAAGCUUUUAUGACUUUUUCAAGCAUGAUUUUCUUACCAUUUUAAAUUAUUCUCUUCAGACAGGUGUAUUCCCCUCUGCUUUUAAAACUUCUACUAUUAAACCUAUUCUGAAGAGAAGCAAUUUGGAUGCAUCAGUACUUGAUAACUAUAGACCUGUAUCCAAUUGGCCAUUUUUAAGUAAAAUUUUAGAAAAGAUAGUUUUAAACCAGUUAAAUGAUUUUAUCAAUCACAUGAAUAUUUAUGAAAUUUAUCAAUCAGGUUUUAGGAAAAAUCACAGUACAGAGACUGCUCUGGUUAAAAUUGUAAAUGACCUCAGGUCCAACAUGGAUAAGAAGCUACCAUCUAUUUUAGUUUUAUUGGACCUGAGUGCAGCUUUUGAUACAGUCGACCACAAAAUUCUUUUAGAUAGACUACGUAAUUUUAUUGGCAUCUCUGGCACUGGUUUGAAUCUUAUCUUAGUGAUAGACAAUUUUACAUGAACCUUGGGGAUCGCUCAUCUAAAUGUUUUGACAUGAAGUAUGGUGUUCCCCAAGGUUCCAUUUUAGGCCCUACGCUUUUUAAUCUUUAUAUGCUACCUUUAGGGAAUGUCACCAGGAGGCACGGCAUCAAUUUCCACAGCUAUGCUGAUGACACAUAACUUUAUGUCGCCGUGUCUCCUGAUGACACAGGGCCACUCAAUGCCCUUUUUAACUGUAUUUUAGACAUUAACUCAUGGAUGGCAGAAAACUUUUUACAGCUCAACCAGGACAAAACUCAGGUUUUAGUCAUUGGGACAGGGGACAAGAGAGAGAGACUGGUCAACAAAUUUAAAGCAUUAUCGUAUAAUCCAAGUCAAUAAGCCAAAAAUUUAGGAGUUUUAUUUGAUUCAGAAUUGAGCUUUGAGCCUCACAUACGAGAUAUCACCAAGAAGGCAUUUUAUCAUUUAAAAAACAUAGCUUGAGUGUGACCAUUUCUCUCUCAAGCCAAUGCAGAGACAUUAAUUUAUGCUUUUAUUACUUGUAGAAUAGAUUAUUGUAAUGCCCUCCUUUCUGGUCUCCCCAAAAAGAACAUUUCACACCUGCAAUUAUUACAAAAUUCAGCUGCACGGAUGUUAACAAGGACCAGAAAGAGAGAUCACAUUACACCAAUUUUAAGUUCUCUGCAUUGGCUACCCGUCUCUUUUAGAAUAGAUUUUAAGGUUGCUUUAUUGGUUUUUAAAGCUCUUAAUGGCUUUGGCCCUUCUUAUCUAUCUGAUCUUCUUUUACCUUAUGAUCCAGGUCGAGCCCUCAGGUCUUCAGGAAGUUCUCUGUUAACAAUACCUAAAGUUAAAACCAAGACAUACGGUGAGGCAUCCUUUUUUCAUAACUAUGGCCCCCGUCUAUGGAACAGCUUACCUGAAGACCCGAGGACUGCACCUAAUCGUAAUGAUUUUAAAAGCAAACUGAAUACAUAACUUUUUAGUCUUGCUUUUAACUAAAUUUUAUAUAAUUAACUCUGUUUAAGUGUUUUAGCAUUUAUAUCUUUCUAGUUUUAAUCACAGGAUCGUCUUUUAUUGAGCUAUUUUGGUGCUCUUAUUUUAGUAUCUUUUACUCUUGUUUUUAUUUAUUAUUUCUUAUAUGUCAUUCUUUGUUCCUUUGUUUUUAGAUUUUAAAAUAAACCUCCAGUGUUUCCUUAUCUUGAGUUUUAAAAUGACGUUUCCUCAGAGCGCACACUCCUGUUUCCACUCCUUUUUAAGUUGAUGCAUUUUAAUACUGUUUCUGUUGCAAUCAGAUGGUGGGGUGGGAAUGAGGGGUUGGGCUGGGGUAGAUUUGGGUCUUCUUGUAAUCUUGGGUUGGGGUAGAUUUGGGUCUUCUUGUAAUCUUGGGUUGGGGUAGAUUUGGGUCUUCUUGUAAUCUUGGGUUGGGGUAGAUUUGGGUCUUCUUGUAAUCUUGGGUUGGGGUAGAUUUGGGUAUUCUUUAUUUCUUUUAUUCCUUUUUCUGUGUGAAGCACUUUGUGCUACAUGUUAUGUAUGAAAAGUGCUAUAUAAAUAAAGACUUAUUGAUUGAUUAAUUGAUUGUCCUCUUCUGACCGUCCUCUUCUGUCCUUCUUCCUUUUCUGUCCUUUUCUGCUGUCUUUGUCCCUCGCCCUCUUCUGUCCUCCUUUCUCUUCCGUCCCUCUGUCCUCCUUCCUCUUCUGACCUUCACCCUCCUCUGUCCCUUGUCCUCUUCUCUCUUGUCCUCUUCCGUCCCUUGUCCUCUUCUGCCCUCGUGGUCCCUCUUCUUUUCUGUCCUUCGUCCUCUUCUGUCCCUUGUCCUCUUCUGUCCUUCUUCCUCUUCUGUCCUUUUCUGCCCAUCAUCAUUCUGUCCCUUGUCCUCUUCUGACGUUCGUCCUCUUCUGUCCUUAUUCCUUUUCUGUCCUUUUCUGCCCUCUUUGUCCCUUGUCCUCUUCUGUCCCUCUUCCUCCUGUGUCACCUUCUGUUCCUCGUCCUCUUCUGUCCCUCGUCCUCCUCUGUCCCUCUUCCUCCUCUAUCCCUUGUCCUUUUUUGUCCCUCUUCCUCUUCUUUUUUCUUCCGUCUUCUUCCAUCCCUUGUCCUCUAUUGUCCCUUGUCCUCUUCUGUCCCUUGUCUUCUUCUGUCCUUCUUUCUCCACCAUCCCUUUGUCCCUUUUCCUUCUUGACCUUCACCCCCCUCUGUUCCUUGUCCCCUUCUGUCCCUUGUCCUCUUCUCUCUUGUCCUCAUCUGUCCUAUUUUGUCCCUUGUCUUCAGUUCCUCGUCCUCUUUUGUCCCUUGUCCUCCUAUCUAUCUUGUCUUUUUUCGUCCCCCUCCCUGUUCUGUCUUCUUCUGUCCCUUCUUCGGUCAGGCUCAUCCACCAUCACACAGUCAUUAUCUUGGAUUUCUAACUUGCAUCUCUGUCCCUUGUCCUCUCUUGUCCUCUUCCGUCCCUCGAUCUCUUCUGUCCUGUGGUCGGGCUUGUCCCUCAUCAUUCAGUCAUUAUCUUGCAUUUCUAACCUGCGUCUCUGUCCUCUUCUAUCCCUCAUCCUCUUCUGUCCCUCGUCCCCUUCUGUCCCUUAGUCAGGCUCGUCCAUCAUCAUUUCAUCAUUAUCCAGGAUUUCUAACCUGUCUCUCUGUCCCUGGUCCUCUUCUGUGUGGUCUCUCAGUGGACGUACCAGGCAAUGGUCCACGAGCUUCUCGGUCUGAACAACAACCGGAUCGACUUGUCCCGAGUCCCGGGGAUCAGCAAAGACCUGAAGGAGGUGGUCCUGUCCGCAGAGAACGACGAGUUCUACGCCAACGUGAGUGUGACCCUGAAGACAGGAAGCAGAGAGACGCUUUGGACCGAGUCCUGAACCCGUUUGAUUUAAAUUCCAGAACCUGUACCUGAACUUCGGAGAGAUCGGGACCAACAUUAAAAACCUGAUGGAGGAUUUCCAGAAGAAGAGACCUAAAGGACAGCAGAAGCUGGAGUCCAUCGGGGACAUGAAGGUGAGUCGUCGUCCCCCCCGUCCUGUGUCUCACCUGUCUGUCCACCUGUCUCUAACGCCGUCUCCACCUGCAGGCGUUUGUGGAGAACUACCCUCAGUUUAAGAAGAUGUCGGGGACAGUGUCCAAACACGUGACGGUGGUCGGCGAGCUGUCCCGUCUGGUGUCGGAGCGCAAUCUGAUGGAGGUGUCUGAGGUGGAGCAAGAGCUAGCCUGCCAGAACGACCACUCCAACGCCCAGCAGGUAAACCCCCUGACACAGCACGCCACCCCCUGCAGGCGCUUCAGAGUAUCACGAAUCGCAGCACAGGUUUCAGCUUCAAAAACUCGCCAACAAACCUGUUUGAUGAUGUCAUCAGCUGAGUCUUUGAUGCAUUUCCUGUUCCAGAGCGUGCGGCAGCUCCUGCAGAACCCUCGUGUGUCGGAGCUGGACGCCGUCCGUCUGGUCAUGCUGUACGCUCUGCGAUACGAACGCCACAGCAGCAGCAUCCUCCCGUCUCUGAUGGACGAGCUGAGCAGGAGGGGCGUGUCUGAACGCCACCGCAGGGUAUGAUGUUAUCACACGCUCUGUAUGCUCCUGGUUUCAGAUCUUAAAAUCAAGAAACUUUAGAAAGUUUUUAAAAUCAUUUCAAACCAAAAAAGAGAGAAGAGAGAGUUUCUGCAGUGGCAGCGGUCCGCCAUUAGGUGGAGCUGCUUCACCUGUAAGAGACUGUUCACAGUUAAAGUCUGUAACGUGUGUGCGUGUGUGUGUGUGCGUGUGUGUGUGUCAGAUGGUGAAGGCAAUGGUGGAGUACGGAGGAAAGAGAGUCAGAGGAAGUGACCUCAUCACACCGACAGACGCCGUGGCCAUCACCAAACAGUUCUUCAAAGGCCUCUCUGUACGUCAAAACUUUAUCGCCGACAUACGGAAAUACAAACAUUAACCUGCUGCUGAUCAUGUGACCUCUGAGUGUGUGUGUGUGUGUGCAGGGCGUGGAGAACGUGUACACGCAGCAUCAGCCUCUCCUCCAUGACACUCUGGAUCAGCUGAUCAAAGGUCGUCUGAAGGACAGUCAGUUCCCGUACCUGGGCGCCAGCAGUCUGAGAGACAGGUAACACACACACACCUCUACACACACUAAAUACACACCUAUACACAGAAUAACAAGCUGUGUAUGUGUGUGUGUGUGUGUGUGUGUGUGUGUGUGUGUGUGUGUGUGUGUCAGGCCUCAGGACAUCGUCGUGUUUGUGAUUGGUGGAGCCACUUACGAAGAAGCUCUGACUGUUUACAACCUGAACCGCAGCACACCUGGAGUACGCAUUGUUCUGGGCGGGAGCAGCGUCCACAACACCAAGAGGUACAACACGAACACACACACACUAGUACAAACACAAAUACACACUACAAUACACGCUACAAUACACACUGUAAUAAGCACCAAUGCUGUGUUCGAGUUACCUCGGAAGUCGGAACUGAAAGUGACAUCACACCCGAGUUACCAGCAAUUAAGUUACGAAGUCGGAAAAAAGCAAAAUCGGAGGCAGAAAUAAGAUGGCUACAUCUACGAAAGUUAUUUUGGUGCUUGCCUUAUAUUCGGACAAGGCCUCCGAUUUUGUUUUUUUCCGACUUGGUAACUGAAAUGCUGAGAACUGGGGUGUGACGUCAUUUUCAGCUCCCAGAUCUGACCUCGGAGGUAACUCGAACGCAGCAUAAUACACACUAUAAUGAACACACAUUCACAGCCUUUAGCUGUGUUUUAUUUUGAAAUUUUCUGUGUCUCUCUCAGUUUUCUGGAGGAAGUGAUGUCAGCGACAGGUCACAGCAGUGACAGAGUGACAGGAAGUGGUCAUCAGGGAAACAGGCGCUGA
Xyrichtys novacula (pearly razorfish) is the source of this 14761-nucleotide messenger RNA. The record is from the annotation of a GenBank genome assembly. NCBI's taxonomy places the organism in Eukaryota, Metazoa, Chordata, Actinopteri, Labriformes, Labridae.